GACAGGGCGUGGCCAAGAGGGUCUUGGUGGGGGAGAUGAGUGCUGUGAAGCUACAUGUGCCCAUGGCAUCAUUCACAAAGUGCUUAGAGGCCAACAAGCCAGAGAACACUUUAUUUGAAGAUGUCAACUCCUGGCAUGUGUCCUUCUACGAGAUGCAGAGGUUUAUGCCCCUGAUCCUCGCACUUUUUGAUAUCUCACCUGAAUGGGAGAUCACGCUUGGCAACCUGCAUGCUGUUUUCGCGAGCAUCGAUGAUGAGACAGAGGUUCCAGAGAGCAUGAGCGCGGCUUCAGCCGAGUCUGCACGCGAGGAGUUGCCUUCUGGGUCAAAUGGCCCUGCUAGAUGGUCAGAGUCCAUGGAGAAGAUGUAUGGGCCACCCCCCCGUGUCCCUCAAGGUUUCUCCCAACUUGAUGCUGACACUGAGUCGAAGAAGAAUGCCAUUGGUUUGGUCAUGGCUAGUGGUCUUGACUACAAAAGGGCAGUUGAGUUGUUGGAGUACUGCGAGGGUGAUGUUGAGCUUGCUUUGAACAAGCUUGAGAAGGCUCAGAUCCGUGAGUCGACCAAUGAUGUGCGAAAGCCACCACAGCCGCAUGCCGUGCGUGCGAUUCCCACUGCAGUGCGAAAUCCCUAUGUGCUCCCACAGUAUCUCCUCAAUGAAGAGAUGGCAAUUGAGUGCACAGAGAUUGUUGACUCAGAGGACGUGGUGGAACCCGACAUGACCAACGUGGUGCAACCGGACAUGACCGCUUCAUCUGACUGCGGAGACCGUGCUGCACAUGCAGAUGACGCAGUGGAUCUGGAAGUGAUUCUCUCGGAUCUUGCUCCUGCCAGUCAGAGUUUGCACUCCGUUGAUGCAGACCUUGAUGAGAUGCCCAGUGGUGGCAGCCCUCAUGACCGUAGCUGUGACGAAGCUGUUGGGAAAGCUGAUCAUCCCUCGGUUCCAGAGUGCUGUGCUGGGCCGGGUCCUUUGGCAGCUGAUUCGGUGCAGCAUGAGUCCUGGCGGGAAUGUGCCAGUGAUACUGGCAGUCCGCAAGUUGACCUCACAGGGGCAUCUUGGAGUUCAGCUGCUUGGGCCAAGAACCCCUUGAACAAAAAUUUCAAGUGCUGGAAGGUCACUCUGGACCCCAAAUAUUCACUACCACCUGAGCCUGAGUUCAUGAAUGAAGAUCUUACCCACGAAGUCCCCAAGUACGAAGAACAGGGUCAGCAAAGGGGAAGGAAACCUCAAAGGUUGUCACCCAAGGCUGCUGCCAAGAGACGUGCAAAGGGGAAAGAGUCCAAAAAGGGUCCCACAAAGACCAAGGCUUCAAAGGUUGCAAAGUCGAAGGUAUCCAAAACUCCAGGGAAGGGGGCAGCCAGGAGAGUGAGAAAGGGAAGAGUGGGGGGAGGCCGCAAAGAAAAAAACAAGAGGGUGCGCCGCGCAUCCCAGUCUCGAGCUGCCUCGUCAGCUGCAUCCCCGGCAGAGGCCUCCAUGUCAGAGGCCGCACCACGCCCAAGCACAUCCAAGAGAGCACGCAGGGCAAAGCAACCUGGCACUGAGGCACCUGUCACUUCCACCACUGAGGCACCUGUCGUUCCCAGCAGCAAUCAGGAACAGCCAGAGUUCAGCAUUCCGGAUGACGCAGUGGAAGCCCCAGCCCAUUGCACAUACAAUGCUGUCUACAGCACAGCCUACCGUCGGGCACAGGCAACCAAGUGCACAGUCGCUGAGUGUAAGAAUAAGGGAAAGCAUGCCUCGUGGUUCAAAAGGAAGAAUGGUGUCCGCUCUGGAAAGAGUGGUGGCCCUGUUUUUUGCCUAAGCCUCCCCGUGAUGGACCUCACCAUCCUGGAUAUGCCUUCCUACCGCCGGGUGAUCAGUUUGACAACGUUGAUCUUUUCGCGGGGACCUGCUAUCUCCCGUUGGUUUCCUGCGCUCGCUGUGGGCAGUGAUGAAUUUGAAGCUGGGAGGUUGUACCGCUCUGUGCGGGAAGCCAAUCUAAUGGUGAGUCGUAUCUACUUCCACCCACGGCUUCGCAAGUUCCUCAAGAAGCGCGGCCACACGGAACAAAUGACCUGGCUUGGAAUGUAUGGUGCCAAGACCUGGAAGCCUGUUAAACUGGUGAGUUCGUCAAAGGAAGUUCAACGUCUUUAUAGGAAGCUCAACAAGAAGAAGUUCGGGAAGAGUGGGAGCACUCGACAGUACCGGUCGGCAAGUGGGUUGGAUGAAGUGGAAGCAUGUCUCCUAGACAUGCUCAACAACCGGGUGGCCAAGCGGAAGGAACUGCCAAUGGGGACCCCUUCAAAGAGUGACAUUUUGUCGCCAACACCUCCGUCUGCGGCCGGCCCUGCUAGAUCAGACAGCAAGGUUGGGUCUUGGAAGACUGAGUGGGUGCCGCCCGACCCUUCAACCCGUAGAGUUCCUGAGUUGACACCGCUUGUGCAUCCAAGCACCCCAUUGGAUGAACCAGCGCCCAAAGCCGCUGCAAGCGUGCCCAAACCUGUGAGCCCCCCACUGCCUCCCCCAGCCAAAGUAAUGCAAACAAAACAUGAAGCACCAGGAGCACCACUUCCUAUGCCCAAAGCAGUUGGCGCAGCACUGACCAGCCCCCCAGCCAAGACAACCUCUAGCAUCAAGCCUGCGAUUGCCAAGCAUAGCACUGCAGCAAAGACAAUGGUCACCAAGCCAGCGUCACCAACAUCGCCAGCAGAUUCCAUGAAUCCCUAUGUCACACCAGCACCUCCACCACCCAAACACCCGCCAACUGCACCAGAAAGUAGCCUUCCAUCAACACUCCCAUCACCAGCUACAGCACCGCCACCGCCCAUUCUGCGCAGAGCAGCCCCACUUGAUGCCAGCGAACACGAUUCUAAGAUGAAAGAAAUCAGUGACUACACCGAAGAAAAACUUAGCAAGCUCACAGAGGAGGAGCUCGACGACUCACUGUGUGAGGCCAUGGCGCAACCGCAGUUCCAGGACUACAUGAAGUUCCUGCAGAAAGACCUCGGGUUUGAAUCCAUAGACGAAGUUGAGUCUCAGUGGGGGACAAAUGAUCCGUACCAUGAAUUGUUGGAUUUCUGUCUAUGGGUAGAGCGAGAAGAUCUCAAAGCAGCGUCAAAGAAGCUUACCCCAGCCACUGUGGCCACACCCCAGAAGCAUCUGGAGAGGCACAUCACCUGGGCACCAGAAGCUCCCGCCGCGAAAGCACCAGCAACAGCAUCCCUGCCUGCCAAACCAGCCCCUGCACAACCUCCUAUGGCAUCAGUCAACGUAAAUGUGGCGGACACUUCACAGGCCAUCCACCCCAUGGACUACAACGAGCGCCAAGCUUUGCAAGGUGUUUUCAAGAGGCGACUGAAGGAUCCAGAGGCAAACAGCAUCCCAAAGGAGUUUGUGAAUCUUUGGAACGAAGCCGUGGAAAAGAAUAACAAGGCCAGCUACUGGCCGCUAAGACGGCUUUGUUUGCGAAGUGGCUGGAAGCUGGAAAGGCUGCAUGUUGAAUCUUCCAAGACCCACACAGAUCGCACCGUCGACACCAAGAAGAGACGAUGGCGUACUCGUGCCCAAAUCAUUGCGCUGCAUGGUGGAGACCAUGAUGCAGCUGAUCGUGUGAUCGCCAAGAAGAGACAAGAGGGAAUGGUCCAAGGUCACCCUGAUGACCCCGACCUGGUAGUCACAGAAUUAGGACGCAAGGACGAGGAGGAAGUGGCUGAUGAGACUAAGUAUGGAAGCAAAGCCGAGCUCACCCAUGGAUGUGAGGCUGCCCAGAAGCUGAUGAAAGGAUUGGAUCACACGAAGGCUUUUGCCGAGCCAAGCGGCAACUUGUGUCGCCAAGCAAGCGCAGCUGCUGCGCCGGUUGCGCCACCUCCAAGUGUCGAUGGGGGCAAAGGUAAGGGCCGUGGUAAGGGAAGAGGGCGAGGUCGCGGGGACAAUGGUCAACCGCGUACUGGUUCCAAGACAAAGAAGACCAUGCCUGAUCUGGAGGACGAUCCCCUGGGAGCAGCCGGUUGGAUGGUCACACAGAUACUCAAGGAUUUGCAAAAUGCAAAGGUUCUACCCAUCAAGAUUGUCAACAUGAAGCAUCAGGAAGGUCUUCGCAAUUCCCUGAUCCAGUGUGCCAUUGACCUGGAGAAGUGCUAUUUCCAGCUGAAAGGCAUUUGCGAUGUUUCAACCGAGGAGACAGGCCAGUCCAACUCAGCACAGCCAUCCAAGCGGCCUCGGGUUGAGUUGCAUCCGUAUGUGCCACCCGCAGCGGCCAAGGCAGUGGUGCAGAGGACGGCUUCUUCAGCAUUGAGCUGGCUGAGACGGCAUGGUGGUGACACGCCGCAGAACGAUCUGGUGAAUAAAAUCUCUGGUGUCGCCACAGGUGGGCGACAUCUUCAAAAUGCCGAACGAGACUUGCAUAGGCUCUUGCAAAACGUGUCAAUGUCGCUUGCUGCAACUCCGGAGAUCAUCAUGGUCCGCAUGUACAACCCUGCCACGCUGGAAAUUGAAUGGCAGCCGUUGCCAGUGCUGUUUCCGGACACUUUGCUCCAGGCCCUCUGGCAAGCUGGUGAGGAUGUAUUUCGAUAUUGUCUCUUCGGGAAGAUGACUGAAGAUGAGACGCUUCAGUUUUGGAAGCACAUUGAGAAGCAUUGCCCGUGGUUUCAGUCAAGCCCCGCUUACAACUGGGAGUGGAAGCAAAAGGUGGCAAGUGUGGGAACCUAUGGAGACGAAAUCCAGUGUUACAAGAACAGCGAAUGCGGGGUAGUCAGCGUGACUGCCUGGACAGCAGAAUUCUCCACUCAGAACAAUCCUCUCUUGAGAUAUUUCCCAAUUGCUGUAUGGUCAGAGCAUUGCGAAAGCGAGUUCACUUUUGCAGAUCUUGAAAAGGAGAUGAUUGAACGGUGGCGCCGCCUGACUGAUCCAUCUCUGACUUGGCCAUGGACCAGCUCAGGAUAUUUGAUCGCAUUCACUUUUUGCCAAGGCGCGGCUCUGAUCUACAUGUGCGAGGCUGGCUACUUUGGGCAGGUGAUGGGAUUGCCUGGUUUCCCUGCGUUGCAGUCCAAAGCAGUGGCCAGCAAAGUGCUGACUUUCUGGCUCGCCAACAGAGCAACUACCUUUGCGCAAAGGCCUGACGCAACGAAGGCUGACCGUAUCAUGGCCAUCUGUUUAUAUGCCUAUUCAAAGAUGAUCAUGGUGAUGGACGAGGCUGACCAUCUGAUGACGGAACGGCAAGUCGUGCCACCGAAGUACAGUAUCAAUCCGGACCCUGGAGAGGUUGACUCCCAGGGCCCCUUGCCCCACGAGGGUCCCAAAGGUAUCGGGAGCGUUUGGGUA
Molecule: messenger RNA, 5294 nt
Organism: Cladocopium goreaui
Lineage: Eukaryota; Dinophyceae; Suessiales; Symbiodiniaceae
Source: the annotation of a GenBank genome assembly